Messenger RNA from Oikopleura dioica, 1368 nucleotides. Lineage: Eukaryota; Metazoa; Chordata; Appendicularia; Copelata; Oikopleuridae. The record is from the annotation of a GenBank genome assembly.
AUGAUCGUAGAGCUAAUUGUCUUACUCGCUUCAAUAUUUGUUUUUCUUCAGUUCGUGAAAGGAAGGGGCGGAGAAUCAAAUUCUCCCACCCUAGAGGAAGCUGAACAAAAACUUGCGAAAAAAGAACUUGAGAAAGAAAAACUUGUCAAGAAAUCAACAAGCGCUCAAAAACCGACAGGCAAAAGCUUGAAAAAACUGAACCAAGCUUCGAAGAAACUCGACCACAAAGAAUUUGAGCAUGGACUUUUGACAAACACACUCAAGGGCCACACAAAGUGCGUCAACGACAUUUCCUUUUCGGAGAAUGGAAAGUUUAUCGCAACAUCUGACGGGGAAAGGUCCAUUCUACUGUGGCCAACGAAAGAGCUUGGGAAAGGAAACACGUCGUACAGAUACAACACCGCUCAUGAUCCAGCGUUGUCAGUCAAGUUUGCCCCGGAUGGAAAAUCGCUCUGUGCGAUUUUGCAAAAAGAAAAUACCGUGGCUUUAUUUCAAGUUGCGAAGCAAGAUGGUGGGUCGUACGAAUUGAAGCACAUUUCUAACGCUGUUGAUUUUCUACCGGGCGCAGCGCUGAAAAGGGCAAAGAUCGCAGUUCAAUUUCAAUCGGGCGUACAGGCGGGCUCCUUCCUGUACCACGAGUACUCCAACCACACUGUUGUCUUGUCAGAUCUAAGAGGAAACCAGGAGCUCCAUCGUUUUCCCGCUGCUUCUGGGUCGAAUGGGAAAACGCUUCUCUCGCCCUGUUCAAAAUUUGUCGUUGGUUUCGGAGAUUCAGCGGAAAUUAGAGGAUGGGCAGUCUUGUUCAAGAGUGGUUCCUAUGCGAGUACGAAAAAGCUCCACUCCCUCUGUGGACAUAAAUCGAACGUCAGCCAAGCUGCCUUUUUCCCAGACUCGUCGAAGCUGAUCUCGUUAUCGGACGCGAGUGGCUUCAAAAUCUACGACUUCAACAGCGCGGACUGGCAACGAGAUGACACACCUCGAGAGGCCGAAGCAUUCCCAAAUCAAUGGGGAGCCGUGGACUCAAUCCUCAUAUCGCCAGAUAAUCUGAUUCUCGCCCUGGUGCAGCACUCAUCGAUCAAGUUCAUCUCCUUGCGGACCAAGGUGCUCGUGCUCGAGAUCAAAGACAUUUUCAACGGGGCAAUAAAGAGCGUCGAAUUCAGCCCAGACUCGGAACUUGUUGCGGUUGCUGGCGACCGAUGCGUUCGAAUCUUCAAAAAUCUUCCUGGACUAAUCGCCCGAGCACACGAAGCCAAAUCGAAGCUGAUGAACCCCAACUGUAACGAAACUUACAGGAACCGGCUUCUGGCCGAACUCAAGAGCGACCAAAAGCAGAUCAACGAGCUUCAAAAGCAGCUUCUCUCCAGCUGA